Messenger RNA from Onychostruthus taczanowskii (white-rumped snowfinch), 5403 nucleotides. RefSeq names its product solute carrier family 41 member 3 (gene SLC41A3). The coding region runs from base 3252 to 4613 and encodes 453 amino acids. NCBI's taxonomy places the organism in Eukaryota, Metazoa, Chordata, Aves, Passeriformes, Passeridae. The transcript is spliced from 10 exons. Gene Ontology annotation, molecular function: monoatomic cation transmembrane transporter activity. The record is from RefSeq and is a predicted model, not a curated record. Gene Ontology annotation, cellular component: plasma membrane. Gene Ontology annotation, biological process: monoatomic cation transport.
ACUAAUAUGAACAGAAUGUGAGGCAGACCUCAUUCUCCUCUGAAACUGCAAAAGUCUGUUUUCUGUUUUUGCAAAUACAGAUCUCACUAAAAGCCAUCAUAGUAGUGCUCAAAGUAUGGGAAGUCAACCCAUGCAACAUCUCAUAGGAAAUGUGGCUUUUGGCAAUGAGCUCAGUGGCUGUUUGUGCAUGACCAUGAAUUGCUUGAGCACAUCUCAGCAAGGACUUGCUGCUGCCCUCCCUUCCUCAGCCAGUCCUGGCCUCUGCCUGGCUGCUGCUGUUGUUUCUGUGGGACAGCAGUGGCUCCCUGAGAGUCCCUGGGCCCCAGGCACUCUCCAUCUGCCUGCUUCCAUCUCUCCACAAAAGUUCUCUUCUCUGCCCUUUCCUAAAGUGUGGAGGAGAAGAGCAAGGUUAGAAACAAAAAUUCCCUGCUUGGUGUAAGAGAGAGCUGCCAGAGUCAGGAGUGUAGAGCUGGAGCAGCUGGACGUGCAGUCCCUGGAAAGCAUCGCUCUCCCGGGAGCCCACGGUGCUGGGGUAGUGCUGCCUGCUGCCAGCACUGCCACGUUCUGAGAGCUUCUGUCAUGUCUGUGUCUUUGCAGGGAUGACAAGGUAGGCAUGAAACUGUGCUCUCAGACACUUGCUGUCUUUCUGUUCUGUUUUUUGUACUGUGCCAGGGUCAGGGCUCACCCAGGAGGCUGUCUGUGCUUUGACUCCUCCAGGACAGUGCUACUUGUUGACUCUCUGGCAACAUGAGGAUGUAUCUGUGUGCAGAGCAGGGCAGCAGUGCACCUCUCUAGGUUUUGCCAUCUUGAGUGGCACAGCCAUGAGCUGUUGGGGUUUUUUUUUUGUUUUGUUUUUUCUCUAGCUAGUUACAGUCUUUUACCCACUGUUGAGCAAUGCUUUCUUUCUUCUCAAACCUAAUAUAUGUUUUCUGGACAAAUAAGGUCUAUUUCUUUGCUAGGAAAAAUGUGAUGCAUCUCUCUGCUGAUAAACAUAGUGUGGCUCUUUAUCAGAGGCUCCUUAAAUGCAUAAUAAAACGGCCCAGUGUACACACAUGGGUCACCUGCACCAAUUACCUCCCUGCAUGCUGAUUUAUCGGUUGAGGGCUUUUUAUGGUGCUUGCUUAGAAGGAGAGAGAUGGAGCGUGAUAAACUGAUAAACCCCGUCAGGCUGAUGCUUUAGUACAGGAUAUGUUGCUGCUGUGUUUUUUAAUGUCAUUUGAGUCAUUCAGUCUCAUUGAUAUUUCCUUUACAUUAAUGCUUCUGCCUGUCAUCAAUCUGGUUAGCUGAUACAGUGGCAGGUGCGACUAGGUAGGCACAUUAUUAGAACUGGAAAACCUAUGUUUUUGUCCAGAAAUUAUCUUUUGUUUCCUUGAAGCCUCUGUGAAUUACUAACUAGAACUGGGCCUCCAUACUGUCAUUUCCCUCUUUCCAGCUGGUAUAAAGAGGUUGGGUCAUGUGUGGUUAUUACAGGAUUUUUAUUAACCUGACUCUUCCAGAUAUUGUGGGACUUUUUUUUUUCCAGUUAGAUUAGCUGAAAUGUGCUCUCCUGUUAGCAUUCAGCUAACUGGACCAUUGUUAGGUGGUGGAGUCACUGUACACACCAAGGCAGCUGGGAGUGGAGAAGGUUUUAGAGGCUGUACCAAAAUACCAGCCUAGAAAGCAGCGAAGGACACAGCCUCUGCAGCUUGCAUUUGUUUUCCACUCUGCCUUGCUUCCAGGGAGAUCUGCUCUGUCACCUCCGUUGGUGUGAACUCAGACCAAAGAAGCACUGUCUAAAGGGCCAAGAGCUUCCUCAGUUCCCAAUUUAGCUGCAAGCAUGUCAUGUUCUCUCCAACUCCCCCGCAGUGCUGGGGACCCUGUCACAAGGACAGAGUCCACAAGCCAUUAGCCUUUUCCUCUCUGCAGGGAAUGUGAGGGAAGGGGUUGAUCCACCCUAAAAGGUGGUUUUUAAAGCUGUUUGACCCUCUGAUUCAAUUAGUUUGCCCAAAAUAAUUAUUAGAAAAGAGCCCAGGCAUAAUACCAUGACUCUUUUCCCUGCAUGCCUGACUUUGAGCUGAAGCCUUUACAGAGCAGGAUACAAAAUUUUUUUGCCGUAUGUAACCACGGUGCAACUCUGAUUUUUGACCUUGUGUAAACUCCUUAACCAUGAAGCCUGUGGGGUGAGACCCUCCUCUCAAAGACAGUACUUCCCAGGAGCAUGCAGGAGGAGCAUGUUUAACUUUAGAACAGGAAGAGUGACCAGCUCACAGCAUGCCCUUUCCCUCUGUGCAGAGAGAUUAUGGAGCUACCUUAAAUGAGCUCGGCUAGGACUCUUAUCUUGGCCUUUGCAAACUAGCAGAAAGUUGAAGUGAUGACAGCAGAUAAGGGUGCUUGCUUUUGAAGCUUAUUGGCCGGUUCUCUGAACUUUUUUUCCCCCUGAGAGCCAGUCAUUCAGAGGUACAGCUGGCACAGCCUGAUUGUUCUGUCCCACCAUGGAGCGGACACGAGGGGCCGGGGUCUAGAAGGGCAGAUCUUGUGUCACAGCCGGCUCAGCCGUGUCACCUGCCUGGGGACGGGACCUGCGUAACGCCGUCAGCUGAGAGAAGCCCGGGCUCCUGCUUUCCUUGACCUUUCUUCACCUUGGAGAAGUGCAGAAUGGAUCCUGGUUGGUAACUCCCCACCUCCUCGGCCUCGGGACAGUGAGGAAAGUUCUGCAGUGCUUGUGGUGGGAGCGAGGGAGCUGGGCUGGUUGACAGCAGGCUCACACAUUAAACCAUCGUAUCAAACGCGCGCCGCGCUCUGACAAGAAAUGUAACCCGAGGAGAAAGGACACCAGUGUGUUUGAGCACGCUGAGGGAUUCUUGUAUGACUUGUUACUCUUUCAGUGCUGUAGCCUGAGCAGGUCUUACUGGUUUUUACUGAAGUGGUGGGAGCUGAAUGGGGUGUGGGCUCGUUUCUAUUCGUCCACAAGCAUCUCUACAAUCUUCUCUUCUCUUUUUUAAUUCCCCCCUGGAUAUAAAUCAGAGAAAUUGUGUCCACCGAGUUUGCUGCCACCUGGGCUCAACCCAGCUGAACCAAUUUUGGAGGAAACCCUUGCUGCAAUCGUCUGGACGUGCUCCUAGAAGGAGAAGAAACUAAAGGAAUUUGGCAUCGUUGCUGUAGUUUGAGGAAAAACAUUCCUUCUGGCUUUGGAGAGAGCUACAGAGAGGAUCUGUGUCAUGUCCUGAUCUCCCUCCAUUUUCCUGCUGAGCAUGGGGUAACAGUGUGUGACCAUGGUGGUCACCCAGUUACAGCUGGAACUGUGCUUCCACGGCAAGAAGCUGAGAGGUUUCACCUGCAAGUUGACCAGGUCAGCCAGUGGAUUUCUCCCAGAGACUUCAUUCUCCAUUGCCUCCCAGAUUUUUGUGCCAUUCCUUCUGGCUGGCUUGGGAAUGGUAGCUGCUGGCCUCUUGAUGGAUGUUGUUCAACACUGGGACGUGUUCCGGACAAUCACAGAAGUGUUUAUCCUGGUUCCUGCCUUGGUUGGCCUGAAGGGAAAUCUGGAGAUGACACUGGCAUCCAGGCUCUCCACUGCUGCUAACACUGGACAGAUGGAUGAUGCCCAGAAGCAGUGGAAAAUGGCCACCUGCAAUUUAGCCCUUAUCCAGGUCCAGGCCACUGUGGUGGGACUCCUGGCUGCUGUUGCUGCUGUGAUCCUGGGAGCCAUCUCCAAGGGCUCUGUGGAGCUGAGCCAGGCUGCUGUGCUGUGUGCCAGCAGCGUGACCACGGCCUUCAUAGCUGCACUUUCCCUUGGUCUGGUGAUGAUUGGUGUGAUCAUUGGAGCAAGGAAAGUUGGGAUCAAUCCAGACAAUGUCGCCACACCCAUAGCAGCGAGCCUGGGAGAUUUGAUAACCCUUUCCCUCCUGGCAGGAAUCAGCAGCACACUCUUCAAAUACAUAGAUGUGAAGUACCUUUCUCCUCUGAUCUGUGCUGUAUUCAUUGUCAUGAUCCCUCUCUGGGUUGCUAUUGCCAAGCAAAGUCCUUCCCUGGCCGAAGUCCUGAAGUCUGGGUGGCAGCCGGUUAUUGUUGCCAUGAGCAUCAGCAGCAUUGGUGGGCUCAUCCUGGACAAAACUGUAACUGACCCAAACUUUGAAGGCAUGGCAGUUUUCACACCUGUGAUUAACGGUGUUGGAGGGAAUCUGGUUGCCAUCCAAGCCAGCCGAAUUUCUACAUUCCUGCACUUCUGGAGCAUGCCUGGAGUUUUGCCAUACAAGAUGAGGCAGAAUUGGCCCAACCCAUGCACCACAUUCUUCUCAUCAGGGGUGAAUUCCAAGUCAGCCCGGGUCCUGUUCCUCCUGGUUAUCCCAGGGCACCUCGUGUUCCUCUACACCAUCCAUUUGCUGCAGGGAGGCCACACAUCCCUGUCCUUCACCUUUGUGAUGUUCUAUCUGGCUGCUGCUUUGCUCCAGGUGGGGAUCCUGCUCUACGUGGCUGACCUGAUUGUGCGCCUGAUGUGGAGGAAGGCUCUGGACCCAGAUAAUUUCUCCAUCCCCUACCUCACUGCCCUGGGGGACCUCCUGGGCACUGGAUUCCUGGCCAUCUGUUUCCGCCUGGUUUGGCUCAUCCACGGCACAGACAUGAACCUGGGCAACUGAGAGUCCCUGUGCUGCUCUCGUCCCUGGUGUGACACGGUGCUUCCCUCCGGGCCACGGGGGUACCUGGCACUCAGUGCUGGCUCACCUGGCUGGGCUGGGCUCCCCUGGCAUACCUGGCACUCAGUGCUGGCUCACCUGGCUGGGCUGGGCUCCCCUGGCACCCCGACACCCACCUGCCCUGCCCUCUGUGCCUUACAGCCUGCCCAGCCCGAGGGAUCAGCACCCACAAACUCCUGCCCUUGCAAGGGAGCAAAGCGGAUUUAAGGAGCUCCCCCUGCUCACGCCUGGCAAACAAGGCAACAAGGAGCAUUUGGGCCACUGGGGAGGAAGGAAUGAAGGAAGGAAGGAGCAUUUGGGCCAUGGUCUCAAUCCCCAGCACUGUCACAGCCCCGAGGCUGCUCCAAAGCCUGCCGAGGUCACUGCGUCUGAUCCUGCAAGUGGAUGUUGCAGCCCCUCCAUCAGACUGUGACUUUCCACCAAGGGAAAUUCUUUAUUCACCCCACUUUUCUCCUGCUCCUGGAGUAGCAGAGCAACCAGGUCUUUAAACUUGUCUUGUCUCCAUCACUCAGAGGCUCAGAAUCUGAGGCAGUGAGCUGCUGGCUCAUGCCCAGUGGAGGUUAUCUAGGGAUACCACCUACCUGCCCUGGCAGCAUUGCUGGUGUCUGACCAAAAAGCUGGUUAGAUUGCAUUUUGGGGGCAGGAAGGUUUGUUUUUAUGGUUUAUGAAAUGUCCAGUAGUUAAAAUGUUUAUAGAAACACACACAUAAAUAAAGUGGAUAAAAAAAAAAAGA